Messenger RNA from Nematostella vectensis (starlet sea anemone), 3387 nucleotides. RefSeq names its product guanine nucleotide-binding protein subunit alpha-12. Gene Ontology annotation, biological process: Rho protein signal transduction; adenylate cyclase-modulating G protein-coupled receptor signaling pathway. The coding region runs from base 85 to 1161 and encodes 358 amino acids. Gene Ontology annotation, molecular function: G protein-coupled receptor binding; G-protein beta/gamma-subunit complex binding; guanyl nucleotide binding. The record is from RefSeq and is a predicted model, not a curated record. The transcript is spliced from 3 exons. Gene Ontology annotation, cellular component: heterotrimeric G-protein complex. NCBI's taxonomy places the organism in Eukaryota, Metazoa, Cnidaria, Anthozoa, Actiniaria, Edwardsiidae.
ACGUGGUGGCGAUCUCGCUAGUCAGUGGGUGUGGAAGAACGAACGAUCGUGAGUUACAGAGCUUGUUCUAUACUCCAACUCACAAUGGUGUUCGAAGGUUGUUGUUUGACCCAAGAAGAGGCUGAGCAGCGGGCUCAAUCGCAAAAAAUCGACAAACAGAUAGCCCAAGAGAAGGCCCAGCUUCGACGUCAGGUUAAAAUAUUGCUUCUUGGCGCAGGAGAGAGCGGGAAAAGUACCUUUCUCAAACAAAUGCGAAUCAUCUAUGGAAAGGAUUUCGAUGCGGACGCUUUGCAAGAAUACAAGCCUGUCGUUUAUAGCAACAUCUUAAAGGGCAUGAAAGUGCUAGCAGAUGCUAGAAGAAAGCUCAGAAUCGACUGGGACGCCCCAGAUAACGAAAUGCAUGCAGAGAGAAUUUUAACUCUACAAGCACCACCGAGAAUCGACACCGAAUUUUUUCUUCAAUACGCCGAGAGUGUCCGACGGCUAUGGACCGAUGCUGGUAUUCGAGACUCCUUUGACCGACGACGCGAAUUUCAGCUGGGCGAUUCCACCCGAUAUUUUCUCGAUCAUUUGGAUCGCAUUUGUAGAGCGGACUAUAUUCCAACCAAGCAAGAUAUGCUACACUCGAGAAAAGCAACUAAGGGUAUCGUAGAGCAUGAGUUUAUGAUCAAGUCCAUCCCAUUCAAGAUGGUAGAUGUUGGUGGUCAAAGAUCACAAAGAGCCAAGUGGUUUCAAUGUUUCGAUGAGGUGACAUCAAUCCUUUUUCUCGUGUCGUCGAGCGCUUACGACCAGGUAUUGAUGGAGGAUAGAACAACAAAUCGUUUAGUCGAGUCCUGCAAUAUUUUCGAGACGAUCGUCAACAACAAAUUCUUCGCCAAUGUUUCCAUCAUUUUGUUUCUAAACAAAACGGAUCUUCUAACAGAGAAGGUCAAACACACAAAUAUCAAGGACUUUUUCCCUGCCUUCCAGGGCGACCCUCAUAAACUGGAAGAUGUACAGAACUUUAUCUUACAAAUGUUCGACAGCAAGCGUCGUGAAAGGUCUAAAGCGCUCUUUCAUCACUUCACAACUGCCGUAGAUACCGAAAAUAUCAAGUUUGUGUUCCAUGCUGUUAAGGACACAAUCCUGCAGGAGAAUCUGAAGGCAUUGAUGUUACAGUGACACACUGAAUUGCAAAAAAGGCAAAAAGAAAUUCUUUAUUUUCUAUCAUUAGAUCUCUUUCAAAGCAUGUAUCUGUUCAGAGGAGAGGAUGCAAUGCUCUCAGAAGAAGACAUUGGUUUGACAUUUUAGAGCAUUAUCAAUUUACAAGCUUAACUCAACAAAUGAUAUUGAGAAUUGGCUCUGUCAUCCAUAAGAGGACUCUGAACGCACUGUGUGGAUGGAGCUAAAAAUAUCUGAACAUUUCAAAAACAGGGCUGUCCAUCUAACGUGGGCAGUGUUGGCCUAUGAGUGAUAAAAAAGGUGAAUUAUAUGGAGAAUGAAGUAUAAAAAGUAAGUAUUUUGAUUUUCCAAAGGAAAAAUAGUCAAGCCCUGGAUAGAAUAUGUCAGUUAAAGAUUAUAACUGCAUUGCAAGGUACAAACCAUUUUUUCAAAAAAAAAAAUCCCUAGUUUAAAUGGACUUAAUGUUUUGGUCCUUUUAUCUUUUUGAUAGUAAUUUAUUAUGCUUGCAGUGCAAUGCUUAAAAGCAAGUAUUUGUCUACCUUUGAUUUACUGUUCUAGAUUCCAUAGUCAACACAGCAACAGAGAGUGGAAGCAAUUAUCUCUUGGCCUUUCUAUUUGCAGUGCUAAGACCUCUUUGCCUCUCUUGCCAACAAAUUAGCCUAGAAGUUUGCUGGAAAAACUCUAAAAAACAUGAAUUUUUCAAGAUCUUCACACAUGAAAUUGUACUUAUUCAUUUGUCUGUUUGAAGAUUUUUGUGCUAGAUGCUUUUCAUUGCAUCACAACUUUGUGAAUAUAUUUGUCGCAGCAUUUGUGUAUCUAGCCACUUUUUUUAGAAAUGUUAGCAAAUUGAAUUCUUCUUUAAAGGAAUGUUUUAAGUGGCAUAUGCAAGCAUUUCCUGACUUGUUUCAUACAGGUAGCCAGUAUCAGAAAAAAGUACCAUGUGUGAAAGUCAUCAGAUAUUUCUGAAAUGCUUGUUUAUUGGGCUCAUCGAUAUGAUUCAUCAUUUCCAUCUAGAUCUAUGCGAUGAGAUAACAAGUAAAAGAUACCAGUAGAAACUUGACCAGUGUUGUGUUUGAUGCCAGAUAACAUAAAUGCUGCUAAAGUAUAUCCAGUAAUACAUAAUGGAAAAACAAUCCAAACUCCCUAUGCUCUGUUGCUGUGUAUAUUAUGUCUAAUAAGUUUAGUUAUGUGCUGUUGGACUAACCUUAUAUUAACCCUUAUAGUUAGGCAUUAUUAUAAGACUAUAAAGAGGGGCAGGGCCUGAAUUCAUUGGAGGAAAUAUUGAAAGAUGAUAGAAUUUAUGAAUGCUGAAUGUAGAAAAAAGUAUUCUUGUUGCUUCUAUUGUGAGAUGAGGAUUAUGGAGUUGGAGUUCCUUUAUGUCAAAUUUACUGUAAGGAGUCAGAAAAUGUGUUGUAUAUAAAACAAGUGUAUCAUGUUAUAUGGAUUGGCCUUUAUGUGUUCACAAAAGUAUUUUAUCACAAAAUCUCAUGAAUUUUUAUUGGAGUCUUUUAAGUUUCAUCAAUGGCACUGAUUGCCAUAUUCAUUGUAUACUAUAAAGAGUCAUUCAUUAUAUGACACUUUAAGGCAGUGGGAAAUCCCCUGAAUAGAAUCCUGAAAACAAUUGUAAUCUAAAAAGAAUCAUAUUUAAUGGUAGAUUCUUUUUCCUCUAACUUUAGCCUUGUAAUAGUGUUAUUUUAGAGGUAUUGUACUUGUAAAUUACUAUGAGCCUUGUGCAAACAGAUGCAGAGAAAUGCUGGCACCACUAUGUUGCAAAAAUGUUGUGCUGAUGCCAUGACAAUUUUUACAUAAUUUUCCACCCUACAUAGUGGCAUUGAAAUAAUAUUGGGUUAAUGUUGUUUGGGGCAACAAUGCUGCUCAACUGCUCUGAAGGUUUGGUUAAAUCACUGUUUACAUGAGGCUUCAGGGUAAACCUAUUCUUUGAAUAUACCAUUUUAUCAAAAUUACGAAAAUUUCAGACUCUACUUGCAUGCAAAAUACAUGUCAGUGCUAACUUCUAUUAUUUCCUACAUCAAUGUGCUCUGUCUUUACCUGGCUUAUAAAAAGGUGGAUAAUUUUAGUAAUGGUUAUUUUUGUAGGCGGCUUUUAUAUUAAAAUUUAGGUAAUUUGAAGGAAAAUCGUCAAGUUAACAAGAAAGUUAUUAGUCAAUACUUCUGCAAAGUGUUAACUGUUUUGAUUUUAAGAAUUAAAUAAUGUUUUCUGAAGCUA